AUCGAGACAGUUGCAUCUUGGCCGGGCUGGGAGACGGGUCGCUGCUGCUGGGUCAUCAUCUUCACACACCUCUAUGAUGUUUAACUUGAGCAGGACAGCAGUAGCACGGAACAUUACUUUGCGGUGGCUGUCAUGUAGCUCCUCCCUGCAGGCACCUACAGUGGCCGUGGUGCUCUCUGGUUCUGGGGUAUAUGAUGGCUCUGAAAUUCAUGAAGCGUCGGCUGCUCUGGUUAGCUUGACACGCGGUGGGGCAGAUGUCGUUUGUUAUGCUCCCGACGCUUUGCAGAUGCAUGUUGUAGAUCACACUAAGGGUGCACCGGCAGAAAAUGAAUCUCGUAAUGUUCUAGUCGAAUCAGCCCGCAUUGCUCGUGGUAAUAUUAAGCCUAUCACAGAGUUGACAAGUGGGGUUGCAGAUGCUGUUUUCUUUCCAGGUGGAUUUGGAGCAGCUAAAAAUCUGUCUGACUUUGCAGUGAAAGGAGCAGACAUGACUGUCAACAGUGAAGUGGAGCGAGUAAUAAAGGAUUUCCAUAGUGCCAAGAAGCCCCUUGGUUUCUGCUGUAUUGCUCCCAUGAUAGCAGCUAAAGUUCUUGGUGGCAGUGGGGUAACUGUUACUCUUGGCAAGGCAGAUGAUGGAUCUGGAAAGUGGCCAUAUGCAGGCUCAAUUGAGGCAGCCAAGGCACUGGGGGCUAAUCCAGUUGAAAAGGCUGUGGAUGAAGUAGCAGUUGAUGAAGUUAAUAAAGUUGUGAGCUCGCCAGCAUUCAUGUAUGAAGGCAAGUUUCAUGAAAUUCAUGACAGCGUGGCUAAGGCCGUCACUGUGCUUCUUGGCAUGAUCAAGAACUGAAAUUCAUUUAUAUGGAAAAAGAAAAUGUUACAAAGUCGGUACCCUCAAAUAAAAGGUAACUAUUCAGUAUAUUAUGCAUAUAUUAUUCGUAACAUUAUAAUGUGAAAUGUUGAUAAAAUAAAUUAUUUUAUUUUAUCAACACGCUGUUAAGUUUAAAAUCAAACUAAAUAAUUGUGAACUGUACAGUAUUGAUACAAACAAUUACACCAAAAGAAAAAAAAUUGAGUGAUGAAGGAAUUUGUGCUAGUAAACAGUUUGUUAAGUUUAACAUUUAAUAAAUCCCCAUAAACUUAACUAAAGAGUUCGUGGAAAUUUUGUUAGUAAUACAGUAUUCAAAAUAAGUAUAAUAGGGUAAAUUUGUGCAUUUGUGAGUUGGAUAAUUGUAACAAAAGCAAUGCAUAUUGAUUAUAAUAAAGCAGAUAUAAAAACUAUAAUAUCAUAA
Molecule: messenger RNA, 1283 nt
Organism: Procambarus clarkii (red swamp crayfish)
Lineage: Eukaryota; Metazoa; Arthropoda; Malacostraca; Decapoda; Cambaridae
Product: ES1 protein homolog, mitochondrial
Cellular component (GO): mitochondrion
Source: RefSeq, a predicted model, not a curated record